UUUUUUUUCGUGGUGGUGGGGGAGGAGAUUGGGUGGCUGGCUGGCUGCGGGAAGCUGCUUCCUUUCCCUUUGGAGAUGAUUGUGCUAUUAUUCUUUGCCUUGCUCUGGAUGGUGGAAGGAGUCUUUUCCCAGCUUCACUACACAGUGCAGGAGGAGCAGGAACAUGGCACUUUCGUGGGGAAUAUCGCUGAAGAUCUGGGCUUGGACAUUACAAAACUUUCAGCUCGCAGGUUUCAAACGGUGCCCAACUCGCGGACCCCUUACUUGGACCUCAACCUGGAGACCGGGGUGCUGUACGUGAAUGAGAAGAUCGACCGCGAGCAGAUCUGCAAGCAGAGCCCCUCCUGCGUCCUGCACCUGGAGGUCUUCUUGGAGAACCCCCUCGAGCUGUUCCGGGUGGAGAUCGAAGUGCUGGACAUCAAUGACAACCCCCCCUCCUUCCCGGAGCCGGACCUGACGGUGGAGAUCUCUGAGAGCGCUACGCCGGGCACCCGCUUCCCCCUGGAGAGCGCUUUCGACCCAGACGUGGGCACCAACUCCUUGCGCGACUACGAGAUAACCCCCAACAGCUACUUCUCCCUGGACGUGCAGACCCAGGGGGAUGGCAACCGAUUCGCCGAGCUGGUGCUGGAGAAGCCCCUGGACAGAGAGCAGCAAGCGGUGCACCGCUACGUGCUGACCGCGGUGGACGGGGGAGGAGGGGGAGGAGGAGGAGAAGGAGGGGGAGGCGGCGGGGGAGGGGGCCUACCACCCCAACAGCAGCGCACCGGCACUGCCCUACUCACCAUCCGAGUGCUGGACUCCAACGACAAUGUCCCCGCCUUCGACCAACCCGUCUACACUGUGUCCCUACCAGAGAACUCGCCACCGGGCACGCUUGUAAUCCAGCUCAACGCCACAGACCCAGAUGAGGGACAGAAUGGCGAAGUCGUGUAUUCCUUCAGCAGCCACAUUUCGCCCAGGGCGCGGGAGCUCUUUGGACUCUCCCCGCGCACCGGCCGACUGGAGGUGAGCGGCGAGCUAGACUAUGAAGAGAGCCCAGUGUACCAAGUAUACGUACAAGCCAAGGACUUGGGCCCCAACGCGGUGCCCGCGCACUGCAAGGUGCUAGUGCGAGUACUGGAUGCUAACGACAACGCGCCAGAGAUAAGCUUCAGCACGGUGAAGGAGGCGGUGAGCGAGGGCGCGGCGCCGGGUACAGUGGUGGCCCUGUUUAGCGUGACCGACCGCGACUCAGAGGAAAAUGGGCAGGUGCAGUGCGAGCUGUUGGGGGAUGUGCCGUUCCGCCUCAAGUCUUCCUUCAAGAACUACUAUACCAUCGUGACCGAGGCCCCCCUGGACCGAGAGGCUGGAGACUCCUACACCCUAACAGUGGUGGCUCGGGACAGGGGUGAGCCGGCGCUCUCCACCAGUAAGUCGAUCCAGGUACAAGUGUCAGAUGUGAACGACAACGCACCGCGGUUUAGCCAGCCCGUCUACGACGUGUAUGUGACCGAGAACAACGUGCCGGGCGCGUACAUCUACGCGGUGAGCGCCACAGACCGCGAUGAGGGCGCCAACGCCCAGCUAGCCUACUCUAUCCUCGAGUGCCAGAUCCAGGGCAUGAGUGUCUUCACUUACGUGUCCAUCAACUCUGAGAACGGCUACUUGUACGCCCUGCGUUCCUUCGACUACGAGCAGCUCAAGGACUUCAGCUUCCAAGUGGAAGCUCGGGACGCCGGCAGCCCCCAGGCUCUGGCUGGUAACGCCACCGUCAACAUCCUCAUCGUGGAUCAGAACGACAAUGCCCCUGCCAUCGUGGCGCCCCUUCCUGGGCGCAACGGGACUCCAGCGCGCGAGGUGCUGCCCCGGUCGGCGGAGCCGGGUUACCUGCUGACGCGCGUGGCGGCAGUGGACGCAGACGACGGCGAGAACGCCCGGCUCACCUACAGCAUUGUGCGGGGCAACGAAAUGAACCUCUUCCGCAUGGACUGGCGCACCGGGGAACUCCGCACCGCGCGUCGGGUGCCGGCCAAGCGCGACCCCCAGCGGCCUUACGAGCUGGUGAUAGAGGUGCGCGACCACGGGCAGCCGCCCCUGUCCUCCACUGCCACACUGGUGGUGCAGCUGGUGGAUGGAGCUGUGGAGCCCCAGGGUGGGGGCGGGGGCGGUAGCGGGGGGCCAGGGGAGCAUCAGCGCCCCAGCCGCUCCGGCGGCGGGGAGACCUCGCUGGACCUCACCCUCAUUCUCAUCAUUGCGCUGGGCUCGGUGUCCUUCAUAUUCCUGCUAGCCAUGAUCGUGCUUGCCGUGCGUUGCCAAAAAGAGAAGAAGCUCAACAUCUACACGUGUCUAGCCAGCGACUGCUGCCUCUGCUGCUGCUGCUGUGGCAGCGGGGGCUCGACCUGCUGUGGCCGCCAAGCCCGGGCGCGCAAGAAGAAACUCAGCAAGUCGGACAUCAUGCUGGUGCAAAGCUCCAAUGUACCCAGUAACCCGGCCCAAGUGCCGGUGGAGGAGUCCGGGGGCUUCGGCUCCCACCACCACAACCAGAAUUACUGCUACCAGGUCUGCCUGACCCCUGAGUCCGCCAAGACCGACCUGAUGUUCCUUAAGCCCUGCAGCCCUUCACGGAGUACGGACACUGAGCACAACCCCUGUGGGGCCAUCGUCACUGGCUACACAGACCAGCAGCCCGACAUCAUCUCCAACGGAAGCAUUUUGUCCAACGAGACUAAACACCAGCGAGCAGAGCUCAGCUAUCUAGUUGACAGACCUCGCCGAGUUAACAGUUCUGCCUUCCAAGAAGCCGACAUAGUAAGCUCUAAGGACAGUGGUCAUGGAGACAGUGAACAGGGAGAUAGUGAUCAUGAUGCCACCAAUCGCGGCCAGUCAGCUGGCAUGGAUCUCUUCUCCAACUGCACUGAGGAAUGCAAAGCCCUGGGCCACUCAGAUCGGUGCUGGAUGCCUUCUUUUGUCCCUGCUGAUGGACGCCAAGCUGCUGAUUAUCGCAGCAAUCUGCAUGUUCCUGGCAUGGACUCUGUUCCAGACACUGAGGUGUUUGAAACUCCAGAAGCCCAGCCUGGGGCGGAGAGGUCUUUCUCCACCUUUGGCAAAGAGAAGGCCCUUCACAACACUCUGGAGAGGAAGGAGCUGGAUGGACUGCUGUCUAAUACACGAGCGCCUUACAAACCACCAUAUUUGACACGGAAAAGGAUAUGCUAGUCAAUUCUACAGGAUUUACCUGAAGCAGCAUGAUUUGCACAAAGUCGACCAACAAAAGCAUCAACUUUUCAACUUCAUUAUCUUGGCCAUCCAGUUAGUUGUGUGUAACUGAGUUUUAGAUUGCCGGCGGAGUCGUCGUGGCCAAUUAUAGGACCUAAUUGCUCUCAGCAGGCCUGAGAAAUGAGUUGAAAUGUGCAGAACUGUAGAAACUUUAGAGGCAACUGAUUUUGCCUCUCCGAUCAGUGUGUGCCUGUUUACAGCACUAUAUAUCUUUCUCUCUCCAAAUGUCACUGAGCCCUUUAGAUGUUUAUAUUCACCACGAGAAGCCAGUCAUAAAGAUAAAGGAAAUUUGUGCAUUAUAAAUGCAAUAUCACUGUUUUAAACUUGACUGUUUUAUAUUAUUUUUGUGUGAUCAAGUGUUCCCCAAACUAUUCCAACUUUACAAGAGAGAUUGUGAUUAUGUUCUUUUCACCUGUGGGUUCUAAAAAAUGUUGUAUUCUGAAGACCCACAAAAUAUCAAAGACAUUCUGUAGUUUAUACACCGUGUUGCAAAGUGUU
This is a messenger RNA of Neomonachus schauinslandi (Hawaiian monk seal), 3756 nucleotides long. RefSeq names its product protocadherin 10 (gene PCDH10). Gene Ontology annotation, molecular function: calcium ion binding. The transcript has 5 exons. The record is from RefSeq and is a predicted model, not a curated record. Bases 76 to 3198 code for a protein of 1040 amino acids. NCBI's taxonomy places the organism in Eukaryota, Metazoa, Chordata, Mammalia, Carnivora, Phocidae. Gene Ontology annotation, cellular component: plasma membrane. Gene Ontology annotation, biological process: homophilic cell-cell adhesion.